CCACCAUUUAACAGGAUUGAACAGCACAACAUGAAGGCCUCCUUUGUUGCCGCGAGCGUGCUCGCUCAGUACACAUCUCUUGCAGCCGCCCACUCAAUGUUCCAGGACGCAGCCGCGGGGACUGUCGACUACAACUCCACGUGUGUCAGGAUGCCUCCCAACAACUCGCCCGUCACCAACGUGGCCGCGCCGGAGAUGGCGUGCAACGCCGCCGGCACCAAGGCUACCACCAGCACAUGCCAGGCAACAGCCGGCUCGCCCUUUACCGUCGAGAUGCACGCGCAGCCAGGCGACCGGUCAUGCGCCUCCCCAGCCAUCGGCGGCAACCACUUCGGGCCGGUCAUGGUAUACAUGAGCGCGGUAGCCGACGCAACAGCGGCAGGCGCAGCGAGCGGGGCGUCGUGGUUCAAGGUCGACGAGAUCGGCUACGACGCUGCCACGAAAACCUGGGGCACCGACGUGCUCAACGCCAACUGCGGCAAGCGCCAGUUCGUUAUCCCCGCCAAGAUCCCCGCCGGCGACUACCUCGUCCGCGCCGAGGCCAUAGCAUUGCAUGCGGCAUCGCAGGUCGGCGGGGCGCAGUUCUACAUGAGUUGCUAUCAAGUCAAGGUCGCUUCCAGCGCCGCCGGGCAGCUCCCGGCCGGCGUCAAGUUCCCCGGCGCCUACAGCGCGCAGGACCCCGGCAUCCUGAUCGACAUCUACAGCAACCUCAAGAGCUACACCAUCCCCGGGCCGGCCGUCAUUGACAAGAGCUUUUUCUGAAAUUCGGGCGGCCGUUGGCUGAGC
Molecule: messenger RNA, 786 nt
Organism: Lasiosphaeria miniovina
Lineage: Eukaryota; Fungi; Ascomycota; Sordariomycetes; Sordariales; Lasiosphaeriaceae
Product: glycoside hydrolase
Exons: 4
Coding region: 31-762 (243 amino acids)
Source: RefSeq, a predicted model, not a curated record